UUGGUGCUACAUUAAAAGAAGAAGAAAUUCGCGCAAAGUGAGUUGUUUAGCUAUACGGACUCAUCUCUAUUUAGCUUAAAAUGGUUCGCUCUUGCGUCUACCCGGGAUGCUUAAACUUAAGUAAAGUCUUAAGAUUACGUGCCCGGACAUCUGAGGGAGAUACACCGUUAACAUUCCACACAUUUCCUGUAAAUGAUCCGGAGCGGUUGGAGUUAUGGCUUCUCGCUAUUGGUUGGGAUCUAAAUACACCAUGGAAAAAAAUCGAGACAUCCAGGCUGUGCAGUGAACAUUUCAGCUCCGAUGAUUACGAGCCAAAGAAGGGAAAGCCAAGACGACUUCUAAAAUCGACUGCUGUGCCUGUACCUGUGCUGCUGUCUCAGUCAAAUCAGGUUCGACCAGCAGACACUGAACUACAAAAUGAAGAGCAAUGUGAUGUCAGCAUGGAUUAUAUUGCUUCUCCAGAAGACCAAAGGGAUUUUGGUUAUGUUACUGUGAGUUCAGGAGCCGUUCUACAACAAUACGGAUGGAUGUCUGCCUCCGCGCAAUCUACAGAGGCCAUAUCACCUCUGGGUUCUGCAGCAGGUUUUUCUUUGGACAGUGAGGACUCCACGGAGUCAGGGAUGAAGAUGCCAGACCCUCAAGACAGCCUCAUGCAAGGGUAUCACUUGAAGCUCCAGAAGGAGAUGAAGCAGGAGGAUGUAGAUUCAAGACUACAUCAAGAUAAACUCAUAGGUAUGUCAAGUGGGCCAGGAAAGGACAAAGAAACAGAUCAAGAAAUGAAUGAGGAGACUGAGAUAAACGCAGAUGAUACAGCAGAGUGUUCAGAAGAGCUGGUGAUCGCUAAAGUCGAGGACUUCACAAACGAAAUGCCGAUUGAUGAUGACGACUACGCUGGAGAGUACAGUGGCAGGAUAGAGGUGGACGAGCCACAAAAUGCAGACAACGAUGACAAGGACAGGAUGAACUCAUCUGGAACGCAAACGAAGCCAGCAUUAAAACUCAAGAGAAAGCCUGCCGUUGAUCCACCUGUGAAGAUCAAGGAUGAACCAAUAGAUGAUGAGUGUCGGAAGGCUCCUAAGACAACAGUAGGAAAAAUGAAGAAAAAGGACUUUAACAAGACGCCUGAUAAUGAUAUGAAUAUCCAUGCGGCAUUGUCUCUGAGAAGAAAAUCCACAUCUGUUGGAGCUUUAGCCACUGCCACAGUCUCCAUUCCCAGAAAAAACCCUUUCAAGCCUGUUGGUCUGUCAUGUGCAGGCUGUAAAAAAAUCAUACUGAAAGGACAGACGGUCUUCCAGCGCAGAGGCUCUCCUAAAAUCUACUGCUCACUUCAGUGUCUCUGCGUCACCUCUGCUAUUGUGGUCAAGAAGAAAACAUGUCACCACUGCCUAAAAGAGAUUUUGGACCCGAAGGAUGUGCUUUUUGCCCCAGUGGAUGAGUCAGGAAGUGUAAAGGAGUUCUGCAGUCAGACAUGCAUUAAUGCUUUUAACUUCAGGUGCAGCGUGUGUCAGAGGACAGGUGUGAUUCAUGUUCAUGAGGUGACAUACAAGGGCUCCAUCCUUAAGCUGUGCAGCGACAGCUGUUUUAACAAGUUUCGCUCUUCCAAUAAUCUGACUAUGAGCUCCUGUAUGAACUGUGGUGGGUACUGCAAUAGCACCAACGGUUCGUGUCCCACGCUAUUGGUAGAGGGCAAUGCUUUCAAGUUCUGCACCCAGAAUUGCCUCACAGUCUACAGAAAGAGGCGUCUUCAAAGUGUCGCCUGCAAGAUGUGUAGUACCACCCGCCCGGCUGCAGAAAUGGUGAACAGUUUGAAUUUGGAGGGCGUCAAAGAAUUUUUCUGCUCUGCGUCCUGUGCCGUGGCGAGUAAAAAAGUCCAAACGGCUGCUACUUCAGACACUGCCGUGGAAUGCAAAAACUGCAAGAUGAUUACAGAACCGCAGUAUCAUCAAGCCUUUUCUAAUGGAACCGUUCAGAACUUCUGCUCUUUUUCCUGUGUAGUGUGUCAUCAGGCAUCGUUAAACAAGUCAAAAUCUUGCAAGGAAACAAAUGCCUCAACAAAAAAAAGCGCACCUACACUGACACCACCUGCACCCAAACCUGCCCCUGCCGGGUCCAGCUCAUCGGUGAAGAACGGCUCCUCUAGUAGCCCCGAUCAGUCGGUCACCAGACUCCCUUGUGCUCAAUGUCUACUGUCAUUCAUACACAAGCCACAGCUUCUGGAGUUCGAGAAAAAAAUGUACGUUUUCUGUCACAACUCUUGUGUCAAGGAGUUUGAAAAAGCAAACAAAAUCAUGGCUCGCUGCGAAUACUGCAAGAACGUUAAAGCUGUGAAAAUUGUGAAAAGGAUAAACAAAGUUGACCGAACUUUCUGCGGGCAGAAAUGCAAGUUACUCUUUGAGGAAAACCUGGUGAAGGACUGGGGGAUGAAGCACUGUCGUGACUGCUUCUACUGUGACGCUGCCUCUAAGAAUCUAGUGACCGGGGUUUUUAAAGAUAAGGAGGAGGAGUUUUGCGGAAAGCAAUGCUUGAUGAAAUACACCUCAGUGGUCCGUCAGGAAAUGAAGUGUGCAAUGUGCAGGCAGGCCAAGAAGAUGACUGAAACGGUGAAAUGGCUGGGUGAGAUGAAGCAUUUCUGCUGCCUGCGUUGUUUGAUGUUUUUCUGCAGUCUGCAGGGCGUCACUAAAGCUGAAAAGAAAUCUCUGCCUGCACGAGGUGCAACCUUAGCAUCCUCUGCAGUCCAUAAGGGCAUCAAAGAGGCCAGGACACCCAUCUCUGCCAAUGAUACAUUACUCUCGGAUGCAGCCAAUGGACAAAGUCCAGAUCUAGAUGACUCCGUUCCAUCCAUUACUGUAGAGGUUUCAGACGAUGAGAGUUUUCCAGAAAAAAAUGUCAAUAAACAGAAAUGCACAGUGAGCACUUCUGCCCCGCCACCCCGAAUCCAAAAGCGCAAGAACAAAGCAGCGUCAUGUAAACCCAACACCCGUGACGCUGAGACGCAAAGUGAUGAAACUCCGAAAGUGAUAGUGCUUCCUGUGCCAGUCCCUGUGUAUGUGCCAGUUCCCAUGAACCUCUACACGCAGUACGUUCCUCAGUCUGUGGGGUUACCACUACCAGUUCCGGUACCCUUGUUUUUCCCCACAACUCUGGACAAUACUGAAAGCAUUUUGAAGACCAUCCAGGAAAUCAAAGAAAAGAUCCCUGAAAAUCCUCUGGAGGCGGAUCUCAUCAUGAUGGCUGAGAUGGUGGCUGAGGAUACAGAAAAGGAGAAACAAAUCACAUCUAAUGACCAGGCUGGUAACAUAAUGGACGACCUUGAUUUGGAAGAUUUGUCCAGCAGUUUAAGUUGGGAAGAGGAUUCGGUCUCUUCUGCCCAGACAUUGAAUCAAACCACAGAGCUUGAAAAGCCUCCAUCUAAAUCUGCUACACUGACCCUUAUCUCCACCCCAAAAGAAGAGCCACAGAUGGAUCUAGAGGCUGAUUUUCCAGUCGAAAGCACUGUGUUUUUAAAAGAGGAAACACAACAGGAGCAGCAGAUAUCAGAUUUGGUCAAACGGAGACCUCGCAGGAAAGUCAGUGAAGGAGGCUACACUCAAAAGAAACGGGUCAGUAAGUGUGCAGCAGCAGUGAAAGACACAUCAGCCGGCCCAACUAACCUCUCCAAACUGCAACACAAGUAUGGUGUCAGUGCCUGGAUGAACUGGGUUCGCUGGAGAAACACCCAACUCCACUUGGAGACUCCGAGAUAUGGCUUACGAAGCAUGAGACUGAAAGAGGACUUGUUAAAGUGUAGCACUGCCGAGUUGAGCUACGGCCUUUGCAGGUUCAUCGCUGAGGUCCGUCGACCCAAUGGAGAGAAAUACAGCCCUGAUAGCAUCUUUUAUCUCUGCUUGGGGAUUCAACAGCACCUGUUUGAGAAUGAUCGGAUGGAGAAUAUAUUCGCAGAUGUCAAAUUCUGCCAGGAUAUGACUGACAUUCUCAAAGGAUGGACGCCAACUCUUUUGCCCAGUGAGGCAGAUGCCUGCUUUUUGGAAAUGCAGUCAUGUUCUGUUUAUUCUCGGAUAGAGGAGGAGUACCUGUGGGACUGUAAACAGUUGGGGGCUUUCUCACCUGGCGUGCUGCUGAACACGCUGCUUUAUUUCUUCACCAAGUACUUCAACUACAAAACUGUAGAGCAACACCGUCGCCUCUCUUUUGGCCACUUCAAGCGUUCCUGUCGUGACCAGGGCAGCAUCAGUGUGGUCUAUUUAAGUUUUUAUCCCCACAAAGAGGACACAAGCAUAGAUAGCGUUCCAGCAAAAAAGAGGAGGAAAGAAGAUGAAAGGGGAAAGGUGCUAAGGAUAAGAGAGAAUACCCAGAAUCCCUUCCGCUGUCCGGUUCGGCUGUAUGAGUUUUAUGUCUCGAAAUGCCCACCCGGUGUAAGACAUCACACAAACGUGUUUUAUCUGAACCCUGAACGCUCCUGCGUGCCAAGCAGCCCCACAUGGUUCUCCACAUCGUCACUGAGCGAUGAGGCUCUGGAGAUCAUGCUCACACGCAUCCUCACAGUCAGACAGCUGCACCUGCAGGAAGACACAUCGCUCCUCGAAUCAGAUUUUGACAGUGACUCGGACUGAAAAACAGGCCACCAAUGGUCACUGGCACAGGAAGUAGCCAAACUUUCACUGGGAUGAAUGAACCAUGUCGCUCUGCCGCUGCUAGUCGCUGGCAGUGUGAACGGGGUGUAAAUGACUGUAAAGUAGAGAUGUGUCAGGGAAAGAUUUCUCCUGGAUGAUCCUAUUUUUGGCAUUGAUUUCGAUUCUGGUGGUUGAAAGAAGCAAAUAGUUUUUCUUGUGUAUUCUUCAAGUGUUAUAAUUUUAAGAGUGCGUUCACUUUAUACUUAACCUAGCAAUGUUUUUUUUAUAUAUGGAGAUUCUGUCAGAUGAUGAUGAUGAUGAUGAUGAUGAUGAUGAUGAUUGUGAAGGUGUAUAAGGGCUUAGAGCACAAUGCUAGAGGUUGUGUGGUGCAUCAUAACACCCAAAUAUUUUAAUGCCAUUGAGUAUUGGUAAUACAUUGAAACACUGAAGACAUUGGCAGGACCGGUGUAAAAACAUGUUAACGGAGAAUGACUGAUGGGUCUUGUUCAUUUCAAACACUAUUUUGAGUAUGUAAAAUGUUUGUUUUAUUUUUAUAUCAGAAACUUUGCUAGAUGUCCAGAUAGAUGGAAUGAGUUUCUGAAAUGAUCAACCGUUGAUAACUUUACAUUUCAAAACAAGACCAAAAACAAAUCUACAAAUGUCUGUCUUUGUCUUAUUUUCUUUGUAAACCGUUCUAAACGUUUUGUUCAUUGCUUACAUUUUUGCCUGCUUUAAUAACCUCUCUGUUUAAAGUUGGAGUCGUGUAGUGAGAGGUGGAAAUAUGUCAUGUUAUGUAAAUACUUGAGCAUUCACAGAUGGAUAAAUAUAAGACACAAACACAUUUAGAAAAUACAACUGUAUGCAAAAUUAGUUGGCAAAGCAUUUUUUCCAGUUUAUUGCAUUAUAUUGUGUUUAUUAAAUCUUUUUGGAUAUAAUUCAAUUCAACAGAUUUCUGUUGUGCUUCUCACAAUUUUGCAUCAUUGUUGCAAAAUCAGCUCUACAUUGAACACAGAGAGGUGCAGGAAAGAUAUAAAAAUGUAAUAUAUCAUCGACGAAAAGUAAAGAGGCCUACUUUUUGACUCUGUCUUUGAUAACAGGUCACAAAUUGUUUAUAUGUCAUUAUAACAUUGACCCUCAGAUUUAUGACAUUUAGUGAAAUACAGAAUUUAUUAAUUCUGUGUAACCAGAAGAAAAAUGUUAGAGACAAAAUACGUUUUUGGUUCAAAUUAAAAUUUUAUUAUAGUGAUUGGUGUCAUAUAGAGUAAAUAUUGGGCACACCAAAUUUAUUUUAUUUAUUU
Molecule: messenger RNA, 5908 nt
Organism: Paramisgurnus dabryanus
Lineage: Eukaryota; Metazoa; Chordata; Actinopteri; Cypriniformes; Cobitidae
Source: RefSeq, a predicted model, not a curated record